Menidia menidia (Atlantic silverside) is the source of this 6102-nucleotide messenger RNA. The record is from the annotation of a GenBank genome assembly. NCBI's taxonomy places the organism in Eukaryota, Metazoa, Chordata, Actinopteri, Atheriniformes, Atherinopsidae.
AGUGUGCCCAAGGGCCGUUGAAAGCCCCCUUGGGGGAAUUUCAUAAAUACACAAAGAACAAGGAAAGCCUCCUGGACGAUUGUUUUUGUUUUUACACACGCUCUCUCUCUCUCACACACACACACACACACACACACACACAUACACAAACACACACACACACGCACGCACGCGCACAAACACCCACUGACAAGGACAUAGAGAGAAUGUUGGAGGUCCAAGAGGAGAGGCCAGCGGCGGCAGGUACAGCAGCGACACAUUUCACCAAGAAAGAGCGAGGGAAGAAGGACAGAGACGAGGCCAAGGACAGUCGGGGGAAUCUCUCCAACAUUGGAAACCCUGUUUCUGGCUCCAGGAACGUGCGCAAUAAAACGUCGCUCACACACACAGGAAGCCCCCACCAGCUCAUCACUCCACCCUGUUCUGUAGUCCUGGGAGCCCCAUCAAUGCACUCCAAUAGGCUAAAGAACUCCCCGUCCACCAACACACAGAGCCCUAAACCUAAGACGGAGGCCAUGGUACGAUCACCUCCUGUCAUGUCCCCCUCCACUGCCGCCCAGAUGGACUCUAAAAUGCCCAAUCAGGGUAAACCAGGGAGCACAGGCAGCCAGUCACAGGCUUCUCCCUGUGACCCCAAAACCCUGAGUGCCAAAGGGUCUCAAAACGUUUCAGGGGGAAUGGGGCUGAAGAACGGACAGGGUCUGACAUCAGGAGCAAGCUCGAAGGUGAAAGUCAAAAGGGAGAGAAGUAACUCUGUGGAGUCAUUUGAGCAGCCAGAUAGUGGCACACCCACCAGUGAGGAAAAAGAUAGUAGCAGGGUGAAGAGGAUGUGUGUGGCGGAGAGGAGGCAGCCAUACAGUGGAGCUGACUGGUGCUCUGGGGGAGAAAGCGAUGAAGAUGACAAAGGAUUCUUCAACUGUAACUCCAGUGAUGUGAAGCCCCAGGACUCUGUCACACAUUCUACCUCCAAUGCUGGACUCAGUCGUUCCUCCACACCCUCCCACAAUAUGCUCGGAGGUCAGGGCUCCACAACAGAACCCGCCAGUGGCCAGAAACCAGGAUCAAAACUUGUUUAUGUCUUCACAACAGAAAUGGCGAACAAGGCAGCUGAUGCAGUUCUAACUGGCCACACAGAAAACAUUAUCACCUUCCACAUGAAAAAUAUCUCCAACAGCAAGGAUAAAGCUCAUCUCUUGAACAACACAACGGGCAUCCUACGAAAUGACUCCAAGCCUCCACAGCAGCCUCCAUCCCAUGCUCAAGAUCAAAGUCACCAGCCUGGAUCGAAGCCGUCCUUACCUGGAAUGGCAGAGCCAGCACAAUCCCAGCCUUCAAAUCAAGGGAGCCAAUCUGGUGUUAUUCCACAGGAAGGGCCAUCCUCAACCGGCAUGGAACCCAAAAAUAUUCCAGGCAAUAGCCCCAGCAACACUACUGCCCCAGUUGACCAGGCGUCCGUCAACCAGUCUGAGCCAGGCCUAAACCCUCCCACAUCGGUUGAAGGAGGGCAAGGUGGCGGCUCUAGUGGAGCAGGCCUCACACCCCAGCAGCAGCAGCAACAGCAGCAGCUCGCACAGGAGCUGCUGAACAUGGAGGCCAACACAGAGGGUCUGUCCCAAGAACAGUUGGAGCAUCGCCAGCGCUCCCUGCAGACCUUGCGGGAUAUUCAGCGCAUGCUCUUCCCUGACGACCGCGAUGCCCCUCCACCUGGACCUCCACAGCCCCAUGGGGGACCCCACGAUGGGGGCCCAGAGGGUGCACCCCGGCGGUCAGAGCAGGGCCCCCUCCAGGCAAUGAUGGCACAAUCGCAGAGCCUCGGACCACCAGGUGGACCUGGAGGACCACGUCCACAAGGUCCACCCUUUGGACCGCCACAUGGUCCGAGGGACAUGCCCCCCUUUCCACAGGAUGAAAUGGGGCCACACAUGGGAGGUCCAGGCAGCUGUGGUGAAGGAGAUCAGAUGACCCCAGAACAGGUGGCAUGGUUGAAGUUACAACAGGAGUUUUAUGAAGAGAAGAGGAAAAAACAAGAAAUGCAACACCGACCACUUCCUCCAGACAUGAUGAUGCACCCCCAUGGCCCACGGGGCAUGAUGCGAGGGCCCCCGCCUCCGUACCAAAUGGGCCCAGGAGAAAUGUGGGGGGGGCCAGGUGGUCCGGAGCACUACCCGCCGGAGCGAAUGGGCAUGGGCCCAGGCCCCAGGGGUAUGCCUCCACAUAUGCAGAGGAUGCCUGGUUUCUCCGGUAUGAUGAAUCCUGAGAUGGAGGGUCCACCGAGACCAGGAAUGGGCUGGCCUGAUGAUAUGCCUCCCCGUAUGGGUGAAGCGCGGGGUUUCCCUGGAGGGCCUGGAGGAAUGUUUGCUGGUCCAGGUGCUCGUGGUGAACGUUUCCCAAACCCUCAGUCAGUCCAAGAAGCAAUGUUCCAUCAAGGAAUGGGUGGAGAGAAGGGUCUCCCCCCUGGGAUGAUGAUGGAUGUGCAAAGGAUGAUGGGACACCAAAGAGGGGGGAUGGAACCCGGUAAUGGCAUGGGUAUGUUUCCCAGAAUGCCAGGUGAUGGUCCAAUGAGUCCGUCCUCAAGACUCCAAGGAAUGGGGGGUCGGGAAAUGGGGCCUGAGUUUGGUAUGGGGCCUGGCCCAGGGCCAGGACCUCAUAUGCACCCUUCUAAAUUAAGAGAUGCCCCAAUGAAUAUGAGUCCUGAAGAAAUUAUGAGAAUGAGGGGUGGCGGAGGACCUCCAAUGGAGAAUAUGGGCCCACAAGGAAGGCCUAUGCAGGUUCCACCCUUCCCUGAGCAGGCACCAUCAGGAGACUUUCCAAUUGGGCCUGGGCGGCCCUUCCCAGGGGGACCUGGAGGAAUGAGGGGUCCGCAUGCAGACCAGGCAUUUGGUCCAGAGCAUAGAUCCACUCCAACAGGAGGAAACGGGCGGAUGAACCACCUUCCAUCUGCUGGUGGUCCCCCACAAGGUCAAAGGGGCCGUAAGCCAGCAGACCUGAAUGUCCAAGCAGGAGGGGGGAACUCCCCCAGUGUCAACCCUCUAAAGUCCCCUCCACUGAGGCAAGUGCAGUCUCCCAUGAUGGGUUCUCCCUCCGGAAACCUGAAAUCUCCUCAAACACCGUCCCAGCUGGCUGGCAUGCUCACCGGUCCUACAGGCUCCAAUGCUCCUCCAGCUCCUCCAUCUUCUGCACCAAUGAAGUCUCCCCACUCCAUGAUGGGAUCAGCAGGGGCUUCCCCUGUUCACUUGAGGUCACCCUCACUUCCCAAUCCCUCUCCAGGUUGGGCUUCUUCACCAAAACCACCCAUGCAGAGUCCUGGAGUGCCCCCUCAGGGUGGCAAGCCUCCACUCAGCAUAACUUCACCAAACAUGAUGGGAGGCAUGGAGCAGGGUGGGAACGGUCCUCCCACAGCACCUCCUUCAUCAGGGGCUCCAUCCGGCUCCAUGUCCCUCCCCGGGAAUGUCCCGUCUGGCAGCCCCUACACCAUACCUCCAGAACCAACAUUAUCCCAGAACCCUCUCUCCAUCAUGAUGUCACGCAUGUCCAAGUUCGCAAUGCCCAGCUCCACCCCGCUUUACCACGAUGCCAUAAAGACCGUUGCCAGCUCGGAUGAUGACUCGCCUCCGGCUCGCUCCCCCAACCUGCCUUCAGUGAACAAUAAUGGUAUGCCUAUGAAUCACCAAGGAAAUCCACGCAUGAUGGGUCCUGGCAACCCCGGAUCCAUGCCUGCGCUCAGCCCUCUGGGAAUGAACCCGGUGGGUUCCCAGCCUCUCUCCCACGGCAUGCCGCCACAGAUGCCCUCUCCCAAUGCCCCGAAUAUGGGCCCAGGCAUGAUGUCUCAUGGCAUGAUGAUGCCGCCAAAUCCCCAAGACCCUGGUAUGGUCAACCCUCAAAUGAUGGCCCAGGGACGCAUGGGCUACCCUCACCGAGGCCAGGGAUACCCCCUGACCCAGUCCCCUUCCCAGCAAGGCCCUUUCUCCCCACACAAUGGCCCUGGCCCCCAGGGUUUCCCUGGUCAUCCUAUGGGCUUUCAAGGUGAGGGGGGACCUAUGGGAGGGCGGAUGGGGAGCAUGCCUCACGGGGCAGGGGGUGACGGUGGCAUGUGCAAGCCCAACACCCCCGGCGGGCCAGAGUUUAACAACAUGCAAGGUGGAUUCAGCGACGCAGACCUUCAUGAGGUGAUGCGACCAGGAGCUUCUGGCAUUCCUGAAUUUGACCUGUCCAGGAUAAUUCCAUCAGAGAAGCCCAGCCAGACUCUGUCAUAUUUCCCCCGAGGUGGAGGAGACAACCCUGGGGGGAAACCCCCGCACCCCUCCGGCUUCCCCAUGCAGGGCAUGAUAGGAGAUGGCCCACCACGGAUGGGGAUACCCAUGCAAGGGAUGGGAGGGAUGUCGGGUGGGCCCGGUGGGGGAAUGGGCCCCCAAGACAUGCCGAUGGGUAACCCUGGCCACAAUGCCAUGCGGCCACCAGGAUUCAUGGGCCAAGGUAUGAUGGGACCUCAGCACCGGAUGAUGUCUCCAGGGGGUCCGGGAGGGAUGAUGCAGGGGAGACAAAUGGCUCAUCCAGGCCCCGGGGGCUCGCCCAACAUGAUGAUGUCACUGCAGGGCCUUGGUGGCCCCCCACAGCAGACAAUGAUGAUGGGGGGCCAGAUGAGGCCACGUGACAUGGACAUGGGAUUUAGUCCAGGCCCUGGAAUGUUCUAAUCCAACAGAGACCUUGUAACUAGAAUGUUCUUGGACAAUACGCGAGGAUGGAAUAAAGAUACUGGAGCGCAGCGAGUAUUCAGAAAACUGGUGGACUCAAGUAAAUGAGGUAUAAAAUGAGGAUGUGCCCAGAAAAGGAACUUGCUGAGGCCAACCUAUCACCCAGUAAUGUCUUGUGGGAGUUAUUCCAAUGGAGACUCUGACAGGCCCAGAUUGGAGUUUGCCCCAUGAACAUUUAAUUUUGACUCAUGAACUGCAGAAUGUAUGGGAUUGUUGUGUAUCAAUUUCGCAGAACUGUUCAUGUGUUUUUUUGAUUAUCUGACUAUAAAGAUGACUUCGACAUCAAAGAGAAAUCAACCUAACUAAAAGUCAGCGUGGAGAUGCUACAGUAUAUGUCUACUUUUUUCAAAUUAAAAAAAAGAAAAAAACAAAUUUGUCACAUAAGUGGUAUGGAAUAAGAGAAAGGAGGAACAACUUUUGCUUUGUGAAGACUUUAGUGGAAAUCCAUCAUGUCUCACUCCAUUGUUUUGACUGUUUCUGUACAGUAUAUACGUGAGAGUGUGUUUGUGUGCUUGGCAGAUUGUAUGUCAGUGUGGUAUGUAUGUAUGUGUGUGUGUAUGUGUCUGUAUGUAUAGGCAUUCUAUCAGUGACCUCUCAACUCCUCUCACCCAACUUUCAUGGGGGAGGAAUGCCCCCUAAAAUACUGUACUGUUUACCAUUGGUGGGCUAUUCAAAUUUUAGUCUAUUUUAAUUUCCUUUGUAACUCCAGUGUAUAACAAACCAAACUAUGACCUCAUUAAGAUAAUAGUAUUAUUAAAAAAAAGCACAAACAUGGACCAUCUGCAGAAGGCGUCUUCUUUCUCUAUUUUUACCAUUUAGAGCAACACACUCAUUGUGAGGGUCCUGGCAGCUUCGCAGCACCAUGAUCUGCUCCAGUCCAUUUCAACUUGGGGAUGAUAUUUGAUUUUGUGCUCCAAACCUUUCAGGAUUCGACUUUUGCCAGCGUGAAAAAAUAUUGCUAAUACCCAGAUGUGCUAUGUGUGUUCUUCUUGUUCCUGUUGUGUUCCUGUUUUGUUUUUGACUCUUGUUGACUCUGGGUAAUAAUCAUUCCCACAGCAAUAAUCCCCCCCGAUGGUCAGCAGAGUGGGACAGGAGCUGGCUGAAUGCCAGAGCAGGUUUGCCAGGUGUUGUAGAAUUAGAGUUAGGUAGAUCUGGUAACAUUUAGCAAGGCAGGUGUGGUAUCCUGAGUGAGAGACACAAAAAUGUAAACACGUACUGCUUACCAUCCAGUUGACUUCCUCUCUUUUCUCUAUUGUAUAAGCUUGUCAUGUGUUUCUCCAUUGGCUUUGGUGCAGAAAAGCCUACCAGGGCUGUGGUGAUGGACUACAAAUAAAAGAUAUUGUUUUGGUAU